Molecule: messenger RNA, 2346 nt
Organism: Phytophthora infestans T30-4
Lineage: Eukaryota; Oomycota; Peronosporomycetes; Peronosporales; Peronosporaceae
Product: myosin-like protein
Exons: 1
Coding region: 31-2346 (771 amino acids)
Molecular function (GO): metal ion binding; protein binding
Source: RefSeq, a predicted model, not a curated record
CGCGUCCAAGCAGCUUCGAAGACGGCGAGCAUGAGUAACGAGCACGCGGGCGACACUCCCGAUUGGAUGCAGGAGCAGGCAGCUGAAUACCAGGACCUGGUGGGAAGCUUCGUGGAGUCCGUUGUGGACUCUGACACUGAUGAGAUCCUCGAGUACCAGCUCAUCUGGGAAGGCGGUGAUUUGGGUGUGGCACUUACGACCCUCGAGGGCGACGAUGGCGGCGUAGCUGUCAGCCGUGUGACUGGAAAAGGUUUCCCCUUUGGCAUCAAGAACGUCGGACCGGGUGACCUUCUGCUCUCCAUCAACAUGAAGGACACUACUAAGAUGACAUUGGACGACGUCGUGGCGUAUCUGCAAGUAUGCGACUUGCCGGCCACGCUCCGUUUCAAGAAGCUUUCUCCCGUUACGGAACAGCCACCCGUCUCGGCCCCCCGUAAGAGUACGUAUGUCAUCACCAGCGCUGCACAGGGCCCCACUAGCCCCAUGGGCUCCCAAGCACCGCCAUCGUACCCUCGUGGUUCGCAGAGAGGUUCGACCAAGUACGCCCCACCUUCUGCAAAUUCAUCUCAUCCAGAUCGCUCCUCCAUGCCGGUACACAAGACGCCAUCGGACUUUCCGGAACCCCCGGCACCGCCUCAGCGUCAGAGUGCAAAGGUACCCGCUGGGCAACAGCUGAUGGAGUCGCCCCCGAAGCCGGCGCCUACCCUUAAGCCAGUGGCAUGUACGGAUGAGCCAACGUUCGUAAAGCCUGCCGUAGAGGAGGACUACCAGCUAGUGGCACCGAGCUCUCUACACAAGUCCAAGCCACAAGAGGAGAAGAAGCCUGCCUCACCGCGUGGGUCUGUUGCACCAGAGGAGAAACUCCGUGAAUUGGACGGCCUCGCUCUCAGUUCGGGCGUCAACGACCUCGGCUUCGAAGACUCGGAGGACGAAUCCGUGCGCGCAUCCCGCGAGUCGCGUGACUCCUGGCGCGACGAGAGCUUCGAUGUGGAUGCCAAUCAUGGCGACUGGAAGGUCGACGAAGAGGAGAAGGAGGACGUUGCACCCAUGGAUAAAGAUGGUGCCAAGGAACGAUUCCAGCGAGGCAAGAGCGGCUCAACGGUUGCGAUGCUUGGACAUUUCUCCGUGGAAACGAAAGGGGAUGGCGUGCCAAUUCUUCCUGAUGCCGAGGAGGCGACGGGUAUCGCUCUGAUUGACAAUGUGAGCGAUUUCUCGCCCGAAACCCAUCCGUCACCUCCUCACGCCAGCGGCCAAGUGCGUCCGUCCGACGUGUCGUCUGGUUCAAUGGUGUCUUCGCUGAAUUCUUCCAUGAACAAUACGAUGAACACUGAUGCUCCUCGGCCGUCAGUGCGCGUGUCAAUGGAUAGCACGGCGCCCAUUAUGAAAAGUCACCCGAUUGGCACAUUGCACGAGAUGUGUGCGAAGGGCAAUCUGCGAGGUGUGGUGCAGCACUUGCGUGUGGACGGCCCCGAGGCAUUGUUGAACCGAGAGCCGAACCACGGCCAGACGGGUCUGCACCUUGCAGUCAAGAGUGGCAAGGCGCCGCUUGUGAAGGUGAUUCUGGAGCAGUACAAACCGCUUGAAGAUAUCAUUAACGUUGAAGAUGACAAGGGCAACACAGCGCUGCACUUUGCUGCCACGAAGACGCCGGCCAUGGUGCACUUGUUGCUGGAGAACGGGGCCAGUGCUAACGUAAAGAACAGUCGGAAGUUCACACCGCUGAUCAUCUCGGUGAUCACCUCCAAGGAUGACAGCGUGAUUAUCCCCCGUAUGCUCCUCAAGUUUGGUGCCAACCCGAAUGAUAUGCACGACAGCCAGACUGUAAUUCACACUGCCAUCAGCACUGGCCGAUUGAAGAUUGCUGGUGCACUCGUGCGUGCAGGCGCCAAGAUGGACGUGGAGGACGCCGAGGGCAAAAGCGUUUUUGAGAAGCUGCCCCGCAAAGAUCUGCGAUACCUGAUCUCGCACAUUUACUUUCCCCCCACAUACAUCACGAGGAAGGAACGCACCGAGUGCAUGCUGUGUCGCCAGAAGUUCAAAUUCGGGCACCGUGAGCACAACUGCACGCACUGUGGUCGUCUCUGUUGCGCUGAAUGUUCAGCACUGCACGUCGAGAUGGUAAAGUUCCCCAUGGGCUUCCCCGGCCGCACCCGUCGCGGAGCUGCCAACCGCGAACAGAAGCGCGUGUGCAAGACGUGUUACAACGUGUUCAAGGAGCGCAAUGACGAACCGGAGAAGAGCGACAUGACCAAGUUCAUCAACCGCGUGAUUAACAUCGAAUGGGACGAGGUGAACCCCGAAAAGCUCCAGCAGGUGCAGGAAGCAAGUCGUCGCGGCGAGAAGUAA